Messenger RNA from Agrilus planipennis (emerald ash borer), 3639 nucleotides. RefSeq names its product LIM domain-binding protein 2 (gene Chi). Gene Ontology annotation, biological process: nervous system development; positive regulation of transcription by RNA polymerase II; negative regulation of transcription by RNA polymerase II. Gene Ontology annotation, cellular component: transcription regulator complex; nucleus. Gene Ontology annotation, molecular function: LIM domain binding. The transcript is spliced from 9 exons. NCBI's taxonomy places the organism in Eukaryota, Metazoa, Arthropoda, Insecta, Coleoptera, Buprestidae. Bases 130 to 2022 code for a protein of 630 amino acids. The record is from RefSeq and is a predicted model, not a curated record.
UUCUGUUACAUCUCCAAGUUGGUGGUUGUAAUGGGUUUGUGUGAAUACUUAUAAAAAUAAGUUUAAGUGUAAAAAUUUAUAAUGUAGACAUACGGGGGUGAUAAAGUUUACCGUGCUAAAUCAGACAGGAUGAGGCAAAAAACGAAAUGCCUCAGCCGCCGUGUAGCUCCUCCCAUCACGCUGCCCGUCACCCUGGAGGACCCGGCCGCGACCUGGAAGGGACCGCCCGCUGGUUCGGAUUCGCAACCUUUCGUUCCGACCUCGGCUAACUCGUUUUCAGGGCCGCCGGCGGGUUUCCAGGGGCAGUCGCCCUUUCAGGGCCCGCCGGCGGGUGCAGGUUCGCCCGCGGGUGCGCCUCAAUAUCAACAAGGUGGACCGCCCCCGCCUCCCGGAUCUACCACUCCCCAGUACACUGCGUCGCCUGCACCGUCAGGAUCUUCAACACCUGGGCCACCAGCACCCAAUGCCUCCGGGCCGGGAGGAGGAGGUAGUACGGGAGGGUUCGGACCCGCGAAUAGCGGUGGCGGACCGCCGUAUAAUGGACCUGGCCCAGGGCCGUUCGGGUCACCUUCCGGGCAUCAGGGGGGUGGUGGUCCCCCGGGUGGACCUUUCGGCCGACCAGGUUCAUCUGGGCCGCCGUUUGUGCCGGGUGGCGGUAACCACCCUCAUUUUCCAUCGCCCGGUCAUACGUUCGGUCCCGCCGCCGGUUUUGGUAUGCCGCCCGGAUCGCCUUUCGGCCCAGGACCGGGUCACCCGAUGACCGGACCAAUGGGACCGACGCAUGGAAUGAUGCCUGGCCAAAUGCCCGGACCCAAUCCUGUAGAUAGGCUAGAACAAGGGUCUCUACCAGUACCCAGGCGCCACACGCCGUACUUUGGUCAACCUGAUUAUCGAGUUUAUGAAUUAAACAAAAGACUUCAGCAAAGGACAGAAGAAAGUGAUAAUUUAUGGUGGGACGCAUUUGCAACGGAAUUUUUUGAGGACGACGCAUCAUUAACGUUAGCUUUUUGUUUAGAAGACGGGCCAAAACGAUACACGAUAGGAAGGACGUUAAUUCCAAGGUACUUCAGGAGUAUAUUCGAAGGGGGUGUUACGGAAUUGUACUAUAAUUUAAAGCACCCGAAAGAGUCCUUCCAUAAUACUAGUAUUACGCUUGACUGUGAUCAAUGUACAAUGGUUACGCACCACGGAAAGCCUUUAUUUACAAAGGUGUGUACAGAAGGGCGCCUUAUACUCGAGUUCACCUUCGACGACCUUAUGAGGAUAAAGUCGUGGCAUUUUGCGGUGCGAACCCAUCGGGAACUCAUCCCCCGGUCCGUGGUGGGGAUGCACUCCCAACAGGACCCUAGUGUUCUAGAUCAAUUGUCGAAAAACAUCACUCGACAGGGCAUUACGAACUCUACGUUAAAUUAUCUGAGGUUAUGUGUUAUACUAGAGCCAAUGCAAGAGCUAAUGUCGCGGCACAAAGCGUACGCCCUAAGUCCACGAGACUGUUUAAAGACAACGUUAUUUCAGAAGUGGCAGAGGAUGGUUGCCCCGCCGGAAUCCCAGCGACCGGCCAAUAAGAGACGGAAACGAAAAGGAUCAAACUCAGGCGGGGCGGCGAACAACGCGCCUCCAGCGCCGAACAAAAAAAGAUCGCCGGGGCCAAAUUUUUCCUUAGCUUCGCAGGACGUGAUGGUAGUGGGUGAACCGUCCCUGAUGGGUGGCGAGUUCGGUGACGAGGAUGAGCGUCUCAUCACGCGCCUGGAAAAUACGCAAUACGACGCGGCUAACAGUCUUGAUCACGAAAACCACGCGGCCGCGUUUCACGGGGCCGAAUCUCCGAUGCCUGGUACGAACUCCUGGGGUGCGGCCGCUGCAGCAGCGGCGGCGGCCGCGGCCGGUGGACCUGCCAACGACCGGGGAGGUCCGACGGGCGGCGGCGGUGGUGGAAAUGGUCCGGGCGGACCUUCGUCGGGCGUUGGUAACGCGCCGCCCAACCAAGACUCUGAUAAGAAAUCGCCUGCCGUUAGCCAGUGAUGGUGGUUGUUGGUACGUUAGUUAGUUUGUGGUGGCGUUUUUUUAAUUAUCGGUGGUGAAUACGUCGAGAAUCUCUCCAACACGUUUCCCGCGAUGUGCCGUUUCCCAUAUGCGCGUUCUUCAUUAAACGGCGUAAUGACCCAAGAGGGUUGUUGGGAGAUUUUUUUAGUUUUUAAGUAGUUUAUUAAAUUCAGAAUUUAAUGGAAAAUUAAAAAAAAAACAAUAUUCCUUCAAUUUUAACUAUGUUUCUUACUCUUAUUACCACUUUUAAUAAAACUAUAAUGUAUUUCGCAACAUAUCCACAAAAGAUAGUCUAAAGUACAAAUUUAAGAAAAGGCGUUUUUAAAACAGACAAAGCGUAAAUUAGAAAAAUCUUAUCAUUAAAAAUGAAUAGGUGGCAUAUACAAAUUCUUUGAAAGUGUGUAUAUUAUUAAAAUCCACCAAAGUAAUUAUUAAUUUAAAAAAUCUCCCAAAAUUUGGUUCACGCCGAUUCUUUCACUCCUGCGUGUCGCGUAAAAUCAGUAUUCGAAAAAAAAAAAAAGCAAGACACAAAUGUGCACGAACUCUUCCGUGGCCAAAGUGCGAGACCGAUUUGUAUCCGAAUUUUCUUAAGAAAAAUUAAAAAGUAAACAAAAACGAACAACACCAGUGCAAGUGCAACAACAUUAUUCUCCCCAAAUAGAAACUUAAUGUCUCUCACUUUAAAUAACGCGCCCUCUUAAUUGAACCUUUCCAAAAAAAAAACGCAGCGGCUGGUCAGGCUGCCCUCCCGGACACAUUGCACUGCCUCUUUCCCGGUGCAAUCUUAACGCGGUUCGUUUUUGAACCAUCACCGUAGGUACCUCUUGGAGAAUGCGAGUGUUUAAUAGUAAUAAUGAUGAAUAAAGUUAAUCGAGUAAUAAUGAAAUGAGGAAAAAAAAUAGGUAGUUAUUUGCGACGACGAAGAUGUCGGAAGACACGACGACAACUACAGGUGACUAAGAAGAUGACGAUGCAGCUCAGUUGUACAGUAGUUUUAAAUAUUUACAGUAUAUGUUUGUUGUCUUCAGAUCAUCCGUAAUUAUUAUGUUAGCAGAAUAACAGCAAGUCGAGCUCGAAAUCGGCCCAAUAUAAUGUUUUGUUUAUUUUAAAUUUUAUUCUUCUCUUCUUUAUGUCUCAAAGUUCCUAUUUUUCCUUUUUUUUUUUUAAGCUCUUUUCAAGCUCGACCAUUAUGUUUCAAGUACACACUUGCGAGAAUGUUCUUUGAAUUGUAGAGGUUGCAGACAAUUUUUGAUUUACUACUAGUAAAAUUUGCUUUUGUACUAUCAUUACUGAAAACAAGGGGUUAAAAUAUUUUUCGGAAGCAAUUAAAUGUUAUGUAAUAUUUUGACUUUAAUAAAUUUAAGUGGUAGAUUGAGCAAGUUUUGAUUGAAUUUUGAACAUAUGUUCCAUAUUAUUUUGAAAUCAUAAAUAACAAAUACUUAAGAAAAAAUGUUUGCAUCAAAAUCUCUAGGAUUGUGUUGUUUAAAUAUGACGCUCCCAUGUGAUAAGAAGGUGUUGGUGCAAACUAACUUACUUUUUUGUACUUUAAGAAUUUCAAAGUAUGGGUUUACUAAUUUUAAUCAGAUUAUGUUUAGA